Messenger RNA from Triticum dicoccoides, 2810 nucleotides. RefSeq lists its product as uncharacterized. The coding region runs from base 302 to 2434 and encodes 710 amino acids. The transcript is spliced from 8 exons. Gene Ontology annotation, cellular component: cytoplasm. The record is from RefSeq and is a predicted model, not a curated record. Gene Ontology annotation, biological process: mRNA destabilization. NCBI's taxonomy places the organism in Eukaryota, Viridiplantae, Streptophyta, Magnoliopsida, Poales, Poaceae. Gene Ontology annotation, molecular function: mRNA binding.
CAGAGGAAGGAAGCAGAGGGGGGCGCUCGGCGAGGGAGGCGCACGCACUCUCCGCUCGCUCCCACUCCUCCCUUCUUCCUCGCCUCCGUCCGUCUUAUCGUCCCCUCCCCAAAUCCCGACUCCCAAAACAAAUCCAUCCCCCCUUCCCCGCCGGCCGCUCGCAUCGCCGGCGACAUCGCCAUCUUCCUCCGCAAGCUGACACCAGGCGGCGCGCCCUCUCCUGUUCUUCGGCUGGCACUGGACUAGCACGGAGUGGGGAUCGAUCGCCCGCCGGCCGGCCUCUCCGUCCCCUCGCCCACAGAUGAAGGAAGCCUUUGAUCCGCCCGCCUCGGUGGCGGCAGCAACGCCAGAAGCAGAAAACACUGCAUCCCUCUUCACCAAGAAAAACAUCUGGAGCGGCGCGGCUGCUGAGGGAGACGACGAUUCCUCGCCUUGGCCAUGGGACGGCGUGAAAAGUGAAGAGGAUGCUGAUUUUCUUUCUCAUGCAAACAGGGCUUUGUCAUUUCUGGAUUAUGAAGCAGAGUCUUCGGAGUGCAAGUAUGCUACUGACAUUGGGUCACAUGUAUAUCCCAAGGAAGCAAUGUCACCACGAAGUGAAUAUGAUAGGCAGCGGCCUUACCUUCCUUUAUCGAGCUGUUCUUGGGAUUCUUCUUCAUCACUGGAAGCGAUGUCAGGCAAUCGAGAUGCAUCAGGUCAUGUAAUGGCAAAAGGUGGAACCAAAAGUGAUAUCUUUGCGCCAAGGCAUGAUUAUCUUACGUCAUGUCCUACUACUGGUCCUCACAUGAGAAGAUCGUAUACUGAAGCAGCUAAAGUUGAUUGUAGCUUCGAUUGUCACCCAGAGCAUCACUACAAAGGAUUGGAUCGAUUUACUCCCUUCGCAAACUGCAAUGGUCAAUCUAUUGAAUGCCGCAGUGAGAUAGUUGAUAUGCCCAGAGGGGGCCGCUGUGUUGAUGAGGCUACUUCGUUUUCAAGUCGAUGGUGCUUCAAAAAUGGGGGCCGGGGCUCUUCACUACCUGGAGGGCUGACAUAUGGCGAUGAGAUCCCUUCUCUGUCUAGUCGGAGGUGUAAUGGCAAUGGGGUGCUUUCACGCUCAAGCCAAUGGCAUUAUGGUGCUGAAAUUUCCUCGCUCUCAAGUAGGCAAGGUUAUGGCGAUGAAAUCCCUUCUCUGUCUAAUCAGAAGUUUAAUGGCAUUUCACGCUCAAAUCAUUGGAACUACAGUGCUGAAAUCCCCUCUCUCUCAUGUAGACAGAGUUAUCGUGAUGAGAUCCCUUCUCUGUCUUCUCAAAAGUCUAAUGGCAUUUCAUACCCAAGACAAUGGCAGCAGUAUGGUGCUGACAUCCCCUCGUUCUCAAGUAGACAAGGUUAUGGUGAGGAGGUUCCAACAAUGUCUCACCAUUGGCGCUACCGAGAUAAGAUACCUUUGUAUUCUGGUCAGAGGUGCCAUGAUGCCGAGGCACGUCGAUUAUCAAGCUACCAGCAAGGUCCUUUUCGUGGGAACAGGCAGCCAAGAGACAGUUUUGCCCAUGGUAUUGUCAGUAAUCAGCAAGCCAAGAUGACUGCAACCAGACAUACUGGCACAAGACCACGGGUGUCUAACAGAGUUGUAAACAGCACUAGCAACUACAGAAAUGGCAGGAGGGAUAACCCACCGAGAAAUUCUGAGGAAAUAAGGGACCAAGUUUGUGGUCCCCGUGCAAGUAAAGUGAAUAACACAUCAACACCGACUGUGAAGAAAGAUAUCUUGAGCCCAUUGGUCCGUAGAGACCAAUUUAACAAAUCGGACUUCUCAAUCCAGUAUGAGCAUGCCAAGUUCUUCAUGAUAAAGUCAUAUAGUGAAGAUGAUAUUCAUAAAGGUAUCAAAUACAAUGUUUGGGCAAGUACACCGAAUGGGAACAGUAAGCUGGAUACUGCUUUCCAUGAUGCCCAGAUUUUAAUGAAGGAAAAGGGUACAAAAUGUCCCGUCUUCCUCUUGUUUUCGGUUAAUACCAGCGGGCAGUUUGUAGGAUUGGCUGAGAUGUUAGGUCCUGUCGAUUUCAAGAAGACCAUGGACUUCUGGCAACAAAAUAAAUGGAAUGGCUUUUUCCCUGUUGUUUGGCACAUUAUAAAGGACAUUCCGAAUAGGCUCUUCAAACAUAUCACCCUAGAAAAUAAUGACAACAGACCUGUUACAUUCAGCAGGGACACUCAAGAGAUUGGCCUGCCCCAGGGUCUGGAAGUGUUGAAAAUUUUCAAGGCUUAUCGCCAUGGAACAUCAAUUCUGGACGACUUUGACUUUUAUGAAGAAAAGGAAAACACUCGCUGUGCACGGAAGGGAAUAAAUGCAGACUCGUUACAUGAAGCCAGACUAUCUUACUUUGGAACAGAUGACUUGAAAUCAAUGGGAGACAUCGAGGUGAACAUGGAGAGCCUGAACCUCCACGAGCCGUGGGACUAAUCCGGACGGUUCUUCACCAUGUCGCAAAAAAAUUGACGAGCCAUUGACGCGGUCGAACGAGAAACGUUUGAUCCGACGAGUGGGCGCUACUACACAAGUUAACCUGAAAUAUGCUAUAGAAUGUUUGUACUUUGUAUGGACCAUAUAUAGUUUGCCGGUAAACACAUACCAUAUAUAUCUAGUUUCCGUCGUCGGGGUAAGAUAGUUUUACAAAUCGGUACAACAAUCAUGUGGUGACUGCCAUGUGUGUCCGUUUGGUUGGUUGUAUGUGGCUGAUGGAAUAUUUUGGUUGACACAAGGAUUGAACCAGCAAAUGAUAUAUAUCUAAGGUUGCAUGUAGCAUGCCUGUUAGGGGUUAUCAUUUUCUGUGAGCUUA